Molecule: messenger RNA, 1653 nt
Organism: Pieris macdunnoughi
Lineage: Eukaryota; Metazoa; Arthropoda; Insecta; Lepidoptera; Pieridae
Source: the annotation of a GenBank genome assembly
AUGAGUAAACCAAACAAAAAUUCAAAGUUUAAAGAAUUAAAUGUAACCAAAGAAACAUAUAAAGCUAUUAAAAAUGUAGGUUUUAAAUAUAUGACAGAAAUUCAAGCUGAAGUUUUACCCAAAGCAUUAGAUGGAACUGAUAUUGUAGCAACUGCAAAAACUGGUUCUGGAAAAACUCUAUCAUUCCUAAUUCCUGCUGUGGAAUUAGUAGCCAAGCUUUUAAAUGAAGCACCAUCAACCUAUUGUAUUAUUGUAUCACCUACUAGAGAAUUGGCAACACAAACAUAUAAUGUUUUACAAGAUCUUGUCUGUUUUCAUGAAGGAAUUACUUCUGCCUUAAUAAUAGGUGGAGAAAAUAGAAAAGCACAGAGCAUACUUUUAGCUGACAAUGUACAUAUAGUAGUAGCUACACCAGGUAGACUCUUUGAUCACAUGAGAACAAAAGAAUUUGAUUAUAAAAAUGUCUCCUGUCUUAUAUUAGAUGAGGCAGAUAAGAUAUUUCAAUAUGGCUUUGAAGAGGAUUUAAAACAAAUUAUUAAUAGACUCCCGAAGAAUAGACAAACUAUGCUAUUCAGUGCUACUCUGUCCGAUACAACUGAGGCCUUAAUUAAAUCUGCUAUGAGAGAAGAUUAUUACUCUAUUAACACAGAUGAAGACAAUGAUAGGGCUACAGUAGAAGGACUUAAACAAGGGUAUGCAAUAUGUGAAACAGAGUAUAGACUUUAUUGGUUACAUAAAUUGUUGAAGAAGACGCUAAAUCAGAAAAUAAUGGUGUUUUUUUCAAGCUGUAAAUCGGUUGUGUUUCAUCAUGAGUUUUUGUCAAAAUAUUGCAGCAUGUCAGUUCUUUGUAUACAUGGUAAAAUGAACCAAGCAGAUAGGACAAGUGUGAUCUCGGAGUUCUACUGUGCUGAUAAAAUGGCAUUAUUCUGCACAGAUUUGGCCGCCAGAGGUCUAGAUAUACCAGCUGUUGACUGGAUAGUCCAGUUUGAUCCUCCGGCUGAUACUAAUGAAUACAUUCACCGAGUGGGAAGGACAGCUAGAGGUUUAGGCGCUGAAGGCCGAGCCGUGUUAUUAUUGAGACCAGAGGAAAAAGAAUUCAUAGAAUAUCUCAAAGAAGCGAAAGUCUUUUUAGACAAAUACGAAACAUGGGACAAAUUUAGUAAUUUACAACCAAAGCUGAACGAAGCAUUACAAGAUCCAGAUUUUCACGAAAUGGCGGUGGAAGCAUUUCAGGGGUACAUAAGGGCAUUCGAAGUGAAAAAAUUAAAACAUGUUUUUAACUUACUUAGUAUGGACAUGGACGCAGUCGCCAGAUCUUUCGGUCUUAAGGAGAAACCGGACGUUGAUAUCCAUUUAGCCCAAGAAAGUGCAGUGGUGGGCUUAAAAAUAAACACAAACGAAACUAAAAUAAUCAGUAACAGGGCGCAUGAAAAGAUAGAAGUAGAUCAAAAAGUAAUCGAAUACGUAACUGAAUAUACAUAUCUAGGACAAAUUAUAUCCCCCAAGAACAUGACGGAUAAAGAAGUACAACAAAGAGUAGCAAGUACAUGGAAAAGAUACUGGUCCCUGAAAGGUGUUGGUUUUAGUAAAAAGCAUAGACCAAGGAAAAGAAAGGCGGCAACUACCAUUGUUCCAGAGAAACUAAAAAAGUGA